Molecule: messenger RNA, 1536 nt
Organism: Bacidia gigantensis
Lineage: Eukaryota; Fungi; Ascomycota; Lecanoromycetes; Lecanorales; Ramalinaceae
Exons: 3
Coding region: 1-1536 (511 amino acids)
Biological process (GO): fungal-type cell wall organization; carbohydrate metabolic process
Cellular component (GO): fungal-type cell wall
Molecular function (GO): hydrolase activity, hydrolyzing O-glycosyl compounds; glycosyltransferase activity
Source: RefSeq, a predicted model, not a curated record
AUGGUCCUAAGACUAGCGGCAGCCUUCGCGGCUGCUGCACUUGCAUCUUCUACAUUCGCACAGGUAUCGACGAAGUGCGAUCCAACGAAGAACACCUGCCCUCCCGACAAGGGUCUCGGCACAUCCUCCUACUUUAUCGAUUUCACUACCCUGACGACUAAACCGUCUGACUGGACCUACGCCGAUCAGACGGUUGUCACCUACAACACCAAGAACAGGAAAAAUGGGGCUGAACUUGAGUUUCUCAAGAAGCACGAUGCGCCUCUCAUGGCGACCGACUUCACCUUUCUAUUCGGCAGAGUAGACGCAGUCGUCCAAGCGGCUCCAGGUCCGGGCAUAGUCACCAGCGUCAUUCUCUUGUCUGAUGAUCUUGAUGAGAUUGACUGGGAAUGGCGAGGCUCCUAUGACAAUAUCGUGCAAACAAAUUGGUUUGGAAGAGGCGUUACAGGAAACUACAAUCAUUCAACUUCACCUGGAGUUGCUAGCCCUUUCAAAAACUUCCGUACCUAUUCCUUUGAUUGGAACCAAGAACGCUUGAAUUGGGAGAUCGAUGGCAAAGUUGUCCGCACUUUGAAAGCUUCCGAUUGCGUCGGGACACAGAAUCAAUACCCUCAAAGCCCUAUGAAGGUAAGCCUGAGCUUGUGGGAUGCUGGUGACCCUGACGCCUACAACUCUUGGGGUGGCGGCAAAACACCAAUCCCUCCACCCGCGGACGGGUAUUCUUUCUACGUUAAGAGCGUCAAGAUUAGCAAUAUGUUCCCAGCGCAAUGGUACACAUAUGGUGACAAGACUGGCUCUUUUCAAAGCAUCAAGCGGGAAAAUAAAACGCUUCCUAGCAGCGCUACCAGCCUCACUUCUACUGCUUCGCAGAGCAUGAGCUUGAAUCCGAGACACACUUCCGAAUCACAAGCUCCGACGCCAGCAUCUUCUGCUCCACCAGCUUCCUCUAACAAGCCAGCAUCAUCGGCUCCUCCUGCAUCUAGCAGCAAACCUGCAUCCGGUGUUGAUCAGUCCACUUUGCACGGUUCGAGUAAGAGCGGGUCCUCAGCCAAGUCGACCUCGGCUUCAAAGACAUCGGGUUCAUCCCAUCAAAGCUCCUCAACCGUCAAAACGAUUACCACUAAUGGCAAAACUGUUGUGACAACCGUGCCAUGCUCUAGCUCUUCUCACAGCACUUCUUCAACCGUCAAGACUAUCACGACAAGUGGUAAGACAGUCGUAACGACUGUACCGUGCUCGAGCUCUUCUCGUAGUAGCUCUUCGACCGUCAAGACUAUUACGACAAGUGGUAAGACUAUCCUCUUCAACGGUCAAAACCAUCACUACGAGCGGCAGGACAGUCGUGACGACAGUGCCAUGUUCGUCAUCGCACAGCUCCGGCAAGACUACCGUCUGCACAAUCACGUCAGGCUCAAAGACCACUUUGGUAACAGGCACUACGCCUUGCUUAACUCCGCCACCGCCAAGCACGUCUUCUCAUACUCUUUCGCCUCCGAGUACGAGCAAGUCUUCCACUAUCUGCACAAUCGUGACUAG